AUGAUACAAUAAAAAAUGGUAGAAAAAGAAGAAGAACUUGUCUGUUCAAUGAAUCAUAAACUUCCAAUUUAUAUGGUUGUUUGUGAUAAAAGUGUAGAGAAAAAUAAAAGACUAUUAUGCAAUGAAUGUAUGGAUAAUUUAGAAUCUAAUUUAAACAAUGUAAUGAGUUUUAAAAAGGUUGCUUUAUUAAUUGAAGAAAAUUAAAAGAAAAAGGUAUAAUCAGUUGAAAACAUUAUAAUGAUGAAUAUAAAAUACAUUGAUGAAACUUAAAAAACAUUACUUUAAUUGAAAUCAUUUAUCAUCUAAUAAUUAGAUUAAUUGAUCUGGAAUACUAAUGAAUGGAUUUAAUCUUUAUAAUUAAUUGGAUAAUAGAAUGCCAAUUAUAGUUUCUUUGAAUAAUUGGAUAAUCUAGUUAAUUAAGUUAAAAUUGAAUAAUUUGAUUAAAAACCUUUAAUUCAUUCAAUCAACAAAAUUAAUCACUCUUGGAAUCAAAAGUUAAUUAGUAGGUUGAAUCAAUUUAAAUAAUUCGAAUUGUCAAGGAAAUGUGAAUAAUUAUUAGUAAAUUUAGAAAGUAUCAAUUAAUAAUAAGAUUCAAUAAAGUAAAUUAAUACAAUUCAAGGAUCAUAACAAAUUGAUAAUAUUCUAUUAAAAUAAUCUAAUCUUGAAUUUAAGCUAAUUGAUGAUUUCAAUCAAUAGACGGAUUUUUGUAGAGCAAUUGUAUUUAAUAAUACCGGAUCAAUUAUGAUAUCAAGUCAUAGCAAAAAUAUUAUAGUUUGGAAUUUUACAUAAGGAAAGUUAGAAUUAUCUAAUAAAUUUGAAGUGCAUAAAGAUUAUAUUAAUUGUUUAGUUUAUAGCAAAAAAAUGAAUUACUUUAUUUCUGGAUCUAAGGAUAAUUCAAUCAUCUGCUGGAAAUAGAUUCAGAACAAUUUAUGGGAUUGGUCAUAACCUUACUAAUAACAUUCUAAUUAGAUUUAAUGUUUAAUAUUAAAUAAACAAGAGGAUCAACUCAUAUCAGGUGGUAGAGAUGAUUCAAUUAAAGUCUGGAAUUUAGAUAUUAUAAAGAAUGAACUAAUUUAUCUUUAUUCUUUGAAUAAUACUGCAGUUGUCUAUUCAUUAAGUCUAAAUUAAUCUGAAACUAUGUUGGCAUCAUGUGCAUAAUAUCGGUAUUUAAUAUGGAAGAAAGGUGCAAAUGAGGAAUGGGAAUUAACUUGUAAAUAAGAAAUUAUUAAAGGAUACAAAAUAUAUUUUAUAAGUGAUUAAUAAUUUCUUUGGGUAACAAAUGGUAAGAAUAUUGAUUAAAUUUUGAUUUUUGAAUUGUAGGACGGAAUUUUCAAAUAGAAUUAUGACAAAAAUAUAAAAUUAAAUACAAAUGAAUUAUGUGAGGAUGAUUGGUUAAAUUUCCAGAUUAUUUAUAAUAAUGAUAAAAAUAUGUUAUUGGUUAGACAUAAAUAUCAUAUUUAUAUUAUUAGUAAAGUAAAUGAAGGCAGUUUUAAGAUUAUAGGAUCAUUAAAUUGUUCCUCUCAUUAUAUUUAUGGGACCAUGACAGAUAAUGCAUAAUAUUUAGUAUUUUGGGAAGGCAAAUAAAAUAAAUAUUUAUCAUAUGAAUUAUUAUAAAAAUGA
This is a messenger RNA of Paramecium primaurelia, 1620 nucleotides long. Lineage: Eukaryota; Ciliophora; Oligohymenophorea; Peniculida; Parameciidae. The record is from the annotation of a GenBank genome assembly.